AUGAGUACUUGUGAUGACAGUUCGUCUUCAGCAAAGGCAGCAACUGAAUGUCACCGAUUUUUCGGCUACAGUAAGAGAAUUCCAAGAGAUGUAAAACGACAUUGUGGAAUGUGUAGGCAGCAUGGACUGGUGGUUGAGACACGAGGCCAUAUUUGUCAAUUCAAAAGUUGUACAUGUGAAAAACGUUCAAUUAUGUCCACGCAGAUACGGUUGCGAAGACAACAGGACAAGAGAUUCCAGAGAACAACGAAUGCAUCAGAAGCUGACGUCAUACCAUCGAACGGCAGUAUCGUUGAGACCAACAACCGAGACGAAACAAAUGUGUGCUAUUUCUGUCAGAAAUGCAAAAAUCAUGGAGUUUUAAUGUGGAAAAAGGACCAUAAAAGAAAUUGUAAAUUUGCGAGUUGCCGAUGUGAGCAUUGCGAUCUCAUCGAUACAAGACGAGUAUUGGAUCGACAUAUUAAAAGAAAUAAAGAAAUGAAUAUUGGUAUGGAUAAUGAAAAAACGUCCAGUUCCCCUAAAUUGAGUUGUUCACCAGAGAAACUCGGUCUCGAGUACAAUAGCAAUGCUUUGAAUGUUGUAAAAAUUCCAACAAUUAACGCAUCGCACUUAAACAAUACGGAAACGGUAGGCUUUUGA
Messenger RNA from Angiostrongylus costaricensis, 639 nucleotides. Lineage: Eukaryota; Metazoa; Nematoda; Chromadorea; Rhabditida; Metastrongylidae. The record is from the annotation of a GenBank genome assembly.